AUGAGAGCUUAUUCCAUGCUCUCCGUUGGUGGAGCGCUCAAGAUUCCAACGAGUUCGCUGGCGAAACCGAAUGGAGAGGUCUCUGAGCUUCCCAGGAAGAAGAGGCGGCACUGUUGCAGUAGUGAGUUUGUUGAUUUUGAGGAUUUGAGGUCGAUUUCGAGUGGUUUGGCGCCGGUGAGUUAUGGCGGUGGUGGUGGGGGUUUGGUGCCUAUGUGGCAAUUUGGAAGCAAUGUUCUGGCUGUGCCGUUUUUCAUGUUCCCAAACUCUGGUUGGGCUAUUCCUUCGGAGUCAGUUUCGGGGCAGACGAUUUUCGAUUUGCAGGGGAGGCCCUUAUCGAACUUCCCGGUGACAGUUUUGCAAUCUGGAGUUGAAGGUACUUGUGGUGGUGAUGUGCAGGCCACUUCUGGUUCGAUUUCGAGUGGUGGUGGGAGCUGUUCGACUAGUUUGGGUGCCAGUAAUAGUAAUGCGGUUACUAGUAGUGACACUAGCGCCACUACAGCUGCUCCGAUUAGUCAUACUCAAUUGCGGAGGGACUUGUCUUUGGAUACUUGGGAUAAGAAGGAGCUUCAGUUCUUGGGUGGUCUGUGUGGAAAUUCACAAGCUCAAUAGACAAGGAGGGUUUUAGCUUUUAGGGGUAGUAGGGUUUAAGCCUGUUGAGGCCUUUUUGUAUUCAAGGCCUUGAGGUUUUGACUCGACGAUCUAAGGUUUUAGUGGUAGCGUUUUAGAUUUUGUUGGCCAUUUUGUAAUGAAGCACAUGAACUGGUUAUGUUUUAUACUAAUCUAAUCCAAGGCCAAUUCGUAAUCUGAUGUGCUGGUUCAGUU
Argentina anserina (silverweed cinquefoil) is the source of this 822-nucleotide messenger RNA. RefSeq names its product transcription factor TCP19-like. Lineage: Eukaryota; Viridiplantae; Streptophyta; Magnoliopsida; Rosales; Rosaceae. Bases 1 to 609 code for a protein of 202 amino acids. The record is from RefSeq and is a predicted model, not a curated record. The transcript has 2 exons.